This is a messenger RNA of Ostrea edulis (European flat oyster), 1051 nucleotides long. RefSeq lists its product as uncharacterized. The coding region runs from base 38 to 613 and encodes 191 amino acids. The transcript is spliced from 2 exons. The record is from RefSeq and is a predicted model, not a curated record. Lineage: Eukaryota; Metazoa; Mollusca; Bivalvia; Ostreida; Ostreidae.
AAUAGAAAGGUGUAUCUUCCAUGACCAUCGAGACAAGAUGAAUUUCUCACUUUGUCCUCUUGGAGCUCUCUUCGUGGGUGCAGUUGCCUAUCCAGUUAGCAAAGACAAUUCUUUGGAAGAACUAGGGGAUGUAAUGCAGAAUGAAAAACUGGAAACAUGGGAAAAAUUUCUGAAAAAUGGGGGCAGAGUUUACAUUAUCAACAAAGGAAUGAACAGCAAAGAGGGAUACAAUGUAAACAAAGUCACUCCAACGACCCAAGAACACCUAAUUUCUGGACAAGAGGGAGAAGAAGACGAUACGGUGGAAUAUCCUGAUCUCACAGACGAGACGGCGAGAAAAACACGUCGUCGUCCAUAUCUUAGAGGACCGUCUCAGGACGAGAAUUCUGAAAAACGCAUGCUACAGAAAGAAAGUUACCCGGGAAGAAGAGAACGUAAGGCGCAGGACAAACCUAAGACAUACCUAUCUAAAACUGAAAAUAAUGGAUUCCGCUCGUUCGAUAUCCUAAAUGGAGAGAAAAGAAACUUCAGAGGUGGUUUUGGAGGUGUAGAUAAGUCUUUACUGAUAGGACAGAAAAGAAACUUCAGAGGUGGUUUUGGAGGUGUAGAUUAGUCUUUACUGAUAGGACAGAAAAGAAACUUCAGAGGUGGUUUUGGAGGUGUAGAUAAGUCUUUACUGAUAGGACAGAAAAGAAACUUCAGAGGUGGUGCAGGAGGCGGAAUGAUUCCUGGAGUGUUUUGGUAUCCAGAAAAAGAGAAACGAUUCAUGAGAUUUGCACAAAAAAGAUAAAAAAGAUUCUUCAGGUUUUGACGUUAAUCUCCUAAUGCCUGAUUUCCUGUAGGAGGGAUGGGAUAUAUUCAUAUGAUUUCUUGCUUGAAAAGGGAGUAGGACAGUUCCCAAGAAAUUCAGUUUUCAUGAAUUCACUUAGAAAUAUAAUCAUUUACAUAAUAACUGAUCUUUCGGACAAGAAAAUUCAAACUUGUGAUCGUAAUUCAUGGCAAAAAGCUCCAUCUUUCAAUUGUAACUUACGGUAUUGAAUAAAUGAAUAUG